Molecule: messenger RNA, 4836 nt
Organism: Amoebophrya sp. A120
Lineage: Eukaryota; Dinophyceae; Syndiniales; Amoebophryaceae
Source: the annotation of a GenBank genome assembly
AUGCGCAACGGAAUUAGUAGUAGAUCCAGCACUAAAGAAUCCGGGAAGGCGGAUAGCGGUCUUGCAUCGACAAAGGGAGAAACCAAUUAUAUCGUGCACGAGCGGUGGCUGUUGCGAACGGAAGUUGUUGUGGGCAGGGCGGUAGGCGCGGACCUAGGGUUCGAGAUUGUCGCGCAGUGUCAGACCGCGUCCGGCGAGGCGGAUCGACGGAAGCAAGCUGCUGCGGAGUGUUGGUCGUUUUUCGUCGACAAGGUAAAGCCGUACAGCUUUGCAGCUUCGCAUGGACUCCGACCCGCAGACCAGCUUUUGCACGUAAAUGGCGUCCCGGUUCUCGACCAUUUGAAAAAGGAUGGUUUCCUCCAGGAGCAAAGCGCAGCCACACGCGGCGCCAGUGGCACACCAGCCUCAAAGACGAGCAGCGGCUAUUCUGAUUUCGUCUCCCAAUUAUUGCAGCGCACACGCCCACUUCAGCUAGUGUUCCACCAAUUUUCGCUGUCACGCGAGGAGCGCCGACGGCGCACUCGGCAGCUGGGGCUAAAAAGCAAGUUUGGACUGAACAUUCACGAACAAGCUAGUGGAAGCAGUCCAGUGCAACUGCAGGCUGCGAACUUCAGGAAACCCUUCUACGUAUUGAAAGGAUCAGGCGAACCACGAAAGUCUCUACCCGUUUUGGGUACGGCUUCGCCACCAGGUGUCGAACAAGCCGAGAUAAGUCUAGCGACCGGAAAGCGGCAGACAAAAACUUCUGUGCCUUCGUUGCGCAAUCGGAAAAUAAGUGCUAGUUUUCACACAAGGAGUCGAUUUUCCGUUUCCAGGCAAAGCGCUGCAAACACCAGUCCAGUGUUUCUCCAGGACGCUCCGCGCUCGUCAGGAGAAGCACGCAAGGACCACGUGGUUGCUGUGAAAUCUCCCAGUACAGCCUCCGAAAGCGCGGAUGUCUUCGCGCUCGUCUCUUUCGAGCCUAAGCAGAGGGAAAUAUUAGUGACUGCGGGUCCUGCCGAGGCCGUCGGGCGCGACGAAGCUGACGUGACUACGCCAACAAGCAACAACGGAGAACUUCUUGAUGCGCCGACCAAACUACCGUCCCCGAGGGCAUCGUGCGAGCGAAGUGAGGGACCACAGAUGGUUCCGGAGACCGUUGAGGACUAUUUCCAGCUCUCGCAAUUUGUCCCCUAUUGUGACCUGCUGCAAGUGCGGGAUUCGUCGACCGUUGAUGUACCGGAAAAACUACAACGACCACCACAGGUAGAGCCCGAGAAUCAUGAUUGCACAGCUACCAGUGCACUGCAAGUACUUCACUCUGCUUGUCUUCGGGAAAAAGAUCACAGAUUCGUGCAGGACGAGAUCGACGCCUCGUCACUCCACAGUAGCUGCGUUGAAUCUUCAUCUCUCUGUCUGCAGGAAAACAUCGCUGGAUUGCACACAGAGAAAAGGGAGACCGAAAAGGCCGGAAAUUCGAACCCUGAUGAAAACACGAGUUCGCCACUGCAGGACAAGACCGAGCCGUCGAGCCCGAAGCCGUUUCUUUUCUAUCCCGACAGUGCGGGCGAACGCGAAGACGGCGCGAAAGAAGCGGAAAGUUACGAUUUCUUGGGUAUGUUGGAAAGCAUCUUCUUCAAGGGCUCCGAGAUAUUGAAUCCCGCAAUAGAUGAAGUUGUUAAACCACGACAGGGCGGAGCGCAAGAAACCGUACCACCACCACCACGAGACAUUGCAGAACUCCAAGCAUCAGACGGAACUGGCUCUUCGGAAAUUCUGCGUAAAAAUCCGAGCCCGGACGCGGAACGGUCUCGGGCAAGCGGCAACUUUUACUCCAAUUAUGAAGCUCCUCAGGAGCAUGCAAGUACAAGCUCGGGCCAGCCGGAAUUUAGCGACGGCAAGGUGGAGACCACGGAUAGCGUCGACUUGGCAAACACUUCAACAUCGACGACCCGUCGCUGCAAGCGAAAGAGGGCGCGGAAGUCGAAGGUGGCAGAGAACGUAAAAUCGGUGACCUCAGAUCUCGUUGCCGCUGCGUCGGAGCCACACUACGAGGUUUUCGGGCUCGAGGCAAGGGACCUGUACGACCAAAAAUCUCCCAGGAUUUUCCCCGCGACGCGACCAGCUAUGCCUAUGCGGGAGGUUCUUUGCGUCUCCGGUUCCAGAUCCAGCCCUAUUGCGAGCAGCGCCUGUGCCUCUGCAGUGCUAGUACCUCAUGAAACUACCGUUGUUACCGGACGAGAUCUUCAUGCCGACAAGGUCACAACCCGGCUGCGUGCGGUCCAGGCAGAGCCAGAGGGAGAAGCCGUGCCGUUUCCUUACGAAGACGAAUCCAUUUGGAAAAUUCCAACACCUUCCCCGGCACAGCCACCAUCAUUUUCUCCGCCUCCACCUCGCAUCUCUGAGACCGCAAUAUUUUUUUCGCCACAACCGACUUCCAGAGCGAAGGCGAAUACACGUCGCGCACCACCGCGUGAUUAUGCGGCUAGAAGCCAUGAACCCACCGAGGAAGCGCCAAAUAAAGAUGCAGUAGAAGCGGAAGCGCCGUCGCGUCUGCAGUUUACUCCUUCUGUCACAGAGCUGUUGGCGGGACCACAGUGCGAGGAUCGCGGAAACAGCACUGGAAAUUUGGACGCGAGUUCGAUCCUAGUAGACGUCGACCGUGGUUGUGGAGACCAGGAGUUCUUGCAAGAGGAUGUUAACUACAAGACACGGACGCGCGACAUUCAUCAGCCCCAGUAUGAAGAUGAUUGGACGUGCUCCAUGGCGGAAUUCUGUCCCAUCCCGGCAACCGAAGUGCUCGCGAGCACGCCCAGCUUCUGCGCCGACACUGCAACAGUCGCGUUGGCCAAAUGGAUUCGUGACGAGGAAAGUUCGAAUUCAAGUAAAGACCAGCAUCCUGCUGAGCCAGACGAGAAGGACAAAAACAGUUUUGUCGUUGAGAAUACGAGCCAUACCGCCAUUCCGCUCGCAACGUCAAGUACGUCUACGGCUGUGCACGAAAACCGCGUCCACCACGAGACUGCGGCGACAAUGGAGACAAAUCCCCACCGACAUGCAAAAGGCAAAACGCACGAGGAAGUGCAAGGUAACAGGCCAACUAGCGGCCGACAGGCGGAGGUGCCUCCUGCUUCAAGAGAACUACUCGAGGACGACCGAAAAGCAUCUUUCUCGCGGUGGAGCUCUGUCGUGACGGAUUUUCUCACGAAUUACACGAGCAUAGCUGCCGGGGCUGCACCCGCGACCUUGCAUCAAGCUAGCGGACUUGCUUCGACUUCCACCGCGCACAUCAACUGCACAUCAACCGGCGUGAGAAGUAACACUGACGAGAUGCAGGCGAAGCCGAUUACCCAGACCAACCCGAGGGGAAGAGAAGUGCCGGGCUCACCAGCUGACGAGAAAACGAUUGUCGUUGAGCGCGGAAAUCUAUCCAAGGGCGCUGUUAACUACGCAAAAUUGGAGCAAAACAAAAUCGAGCGCGAGCAGUUGCUGCGAGUGCGCCGCAUCGAGGCAGCAGACAGGAGGCGUGCGGCUGCGGAGAUUCGGUUGCAAAACAUGGAGGAAAAACGAGCACGGGUGAAAAAGCAGCUUGGAGCUACGAGAUCGCGGUCUGAACAGAGAAUUGCUGGAAUGAAACUGACCAAAUACGCUGAGCAGCUUGCCGAAGCGAAAAAAAACUACGCGAGCAGCAGUUCGAAAGCGACACAGGGGACGUCAAAUCGCGAGCAUGGGCAAAAAUGGGAAAUAACCGGUGAAGAUGCGGAAAGUGCAGUUAGCUUCUCGACACCAGCGAAAAUAAUGGGAAGCAUUGAAGAUGCAAAGAAGGUAGAUGAACACAGUACCUCGAAAAGCGACUUCUUCGCAACCCCGGAGGUGCGAGCGGUUGAUACGUUGGAGGACCAAGAAGCGCAGCGGACCACGUCUUCCCAUACGCGGUCUUUCCGAGGAGGCCGCAACAGUACCAGCUGGUUGGAUCAACAGAAGGAAACCAACAGUUAUUGCUCCAUCGAUGAGGUAUCUUCAUCCGACUUAGACGUACGCCCCCGCACUGACAAGAGUACUAGCAGAACGAUUUUGCCGAUUUCUCCCGCUACUAUCCUUCCGACACCAAGAAGUAGUGAGAUGCAGACGCGUUUUCACAGCACAACUGAGCGACACUGUGGUUCCCGAGAGCUGCCUGAAGAUCAGCGCAGCCGGCGCCAACUGUCGCCGGAAGUGAAGUUUCAAGGCGUGUUUGAACGAGUCGCGCGGAACCGCAAGAAGAUGGACACCAGUCCGGAGAGGUAUGAUGCAGUGGAAAUGGAGAGAAAAAUUCGAGCCAGGUUGCAGACGAAAUUUAGGCGGCGACAGCACUGGAGCAGGAAAAAUCAUGCACCUGGAUCUCUACUAAGUUCAAAGUCCUCCACGAGCAGCAGCCCGCUUUCCGGCCUUUCUCUGUCCCCAGGCGAACUUCGCCGGCUUGCGCAGGUAUCUCCGGGAAAGUUGGAGAGGAUGCUGGACAAGAGUGGGGGACUUCCUCCUGAGCUAGCGCUGGUGCUGGCCGGCGUGGGAAAGAUAAGAAAACACGAGCUUGACAUGGCGAAUCACGAUGAGGAUGAUUUUAUUUUGCAAAGGGGGCACCGCAACGACGAUCACGAUACAGAGAAGCGUACUUUGCCCAGCGUCCUGUGCGAUCUUGCGGAAGUAGAACCACAACGCCGUCAAGUGCUGCGAGGGGAACAUCCAGGUACAGACGCGCAGCGCAAGAAGCACCGCGCCGAGCUGUCGCCUCUACAUUUUAGCAUCCAGCUCUGGAGUGAUGACGAAGAUGAGGGAGGGGACGUUGAGUCUCGAAAAGAAGAGGUAAGCCUAGAUUGA